CUUCUGCCUGUCACUGACGCGCAUCGCCCACACUCAGCAUAUUCUUGUCGGCGACUUCAGUCAUUGACCAGUCGGCUAAAGGUGGGAGGUGCCUGCCUGUCUCGUUCGGGGAGGCGGUGUAUCCUCCCCCGAGGGCUGACUCCUCUCUGCGUUCGCCGGCGCCACCCGCAUUGCCCUCCCCAACCCCGACCACUUUAUUCUCCGAUAGUCGCCCCGCCGCUCGCACUUCAGACGAGAUUUCCGGAUCCCGGGGGCAGAGGCGCUUCGUGCAGACGAAAACUGCAACGAGACAAAGUUUCUCCAGGAGGGACAAAUCAAUGGAGUUACAUAUAAAACUUGGGAACAUUGUGGCUGUUAUUCUGUGGUUCAAUUCUAUGCUAAUGAUCUGUAUAAACUGCACAGAGAUUGACUAUCAGCCUAACAUUGUACUCAUAAUGGCAGAUGACCUCGGCAUUGGCGAUAUUGGCUGCUAUGGAAAUAAUACCAUAAGAACUCCCAAUAUUGAUCGCCUGGCUGAGGAAGGGGUAAUGCUGACCCAUCACAUAGCGGCUGCUCCAUUGUGCACACCCAGUAGGGCUGCCUUUAUGACAGGCCGGUACCCUAUUCGCUCAGGUAUGGACAAUGGUUACAGAGUCCGUGUCCUUCUCUUCAUUGGCGGCUCUGGUGGACUCCCAAGAAAUGAGACAACGUUUGCAGCAAUAUUACAGAAACAGGGAUAUGCCACAGGCAUUAUAGGCAAAUGGCACCUGGGUGUAAACUGUGAAACCAGGAAUGAUAACUGUCACCACCCACUCAGUCAUGGCUUUGAUUACUUUUAUGGCAUGCCAUUCACCAAUGUCUAUGAUUGCAAGCCGGGAAGUCAAAGCGUCAUUUUAGCGGAUGUACAAACCGUUGUCUAUCUGAUCACUGAAGUGGUCUUUGCGGGGUUUUUCACCCUGCUGGCUGUAAGAUGGACUGGCUAUAUAUGCAUUGGUUGGAAGUGGAUCAUAUGGCCUGUGGUGUUUUAUUCCCUGCUCUUUGGGUCUUGGUACAGCGUGUUUGGAUUCCUGAGACUCUGGAACUGCUUGGUCAUGAGGAACCACCAAGUCGUCCAACAGCCAUCAAAUCUGGAAACCCUCUCGUCAAGAAUGACCGAGGAAGCUCUGACAUUCAUUGAAAGAAACCAGAAGAAACCAUUUCUACUUCUCCUAUCGCUACUACAUGUUCAUUCUCCCUUCUUUACCACCGAGCCAUUCAUUGGGAAAAGUAAUCACGGUUCUUACGGAGAUAAUGUGGAGGAGAUGGAUUGGCAUGUGGGUCAGAUUGUAAAUUCCAUCAACAAUUUUGGCCUUGCAAAUAAAACUCUCAUCUAUUUUGCCUCGGAUCAUGGUGGUGGCAGAGACUCUGUUGGAAUGAACGGAGAGCUUGAUGGCGGUUGGAAUGGAAUAUACAGAGGUAAAAAGGGACUUGCUGGAUGGGAAGGUGGGAUUCGUGUCCCUGGAAUAUUCAGAUGGCCGGGCCAGUUGCCUUCUGGUAGGAAAAUUGAUGAGCCCACCAGCCUCAUGGACAUUUACCCAACUGUUAUCGACCUGGCUGGGGCAUCCUUGCCACAGGAUAGGGUAAUUGAUGGACAUAACCUGAUGGGGCUACUGAGGGGCGAGGUGCAGAAGUCAGAGCAUGAGUUUCUGUUUCAUUACUGCGGAAGUGCUUUGCAUGCAGUGCGAUGGCAUCCAAAAGACACUGACUCUGUGUGGAAGGCUCACUUGUUUACACCCAGAUUUGAAGAUAAAAACUGCUACAAAACUGAAGCAGGGGACUGCCACGAUGAGUCUGUCACCUACCAUGACCCACCUUUGCUCUUUGACCUCUUAAAAGACCCCUCGGAGGCAAACCCAUUGUCGCCUGCCGUGGAGCCUCUUUUCCAUAACAUCCAGGACCAAAUCCGAUUGGGUGUGGAACAACAUCAGAAGACCUUGUCUCCAGUGCCUCUUCAGCUCUCUUGGAGUAAUACUCUCUGGAAGCCCUGGCUUCAGCCUUGUUGUGGUUCAUUUCCAUUUUGUGGCUGCAGCGAAGAUCCCACUGAACCCGGUAAAACACUGAAACCUGGCAAAUAAUUCUGAUGACUGCAUCAUUAUUAUAUUAUUGACAUUCAAUGAUUCUGCUUGGGAAUAAAAAGCCGGAGUGAAAUCUGACCAUAAGACUGUAAGAUAUAGGAGCAGAAUUAGGCCAUUUGACCCAUCAAUCUGCUCCGACAUUUCAUCAUGGCUGAUCCACUUUUUUUUCUCUUGGCCCCAAUCUCCUGUCUUCUCCCCUUAUUCCUUCAUGCCCUAAACAACCAAGAAUCUAUCAACCUCUGAACAUCCGUAGGGAUGUUUGAAUGGGAAUUAGAACAAUUUUAUUAUUGGUGUGUGUACUGAGAUAUUAUUUCCCUCGGGAUCAAUAAAGUAUGUCUGUCUGUCUGCCUGAAAC
Molecule: messenger RNA, 2448 nt
Organism: Hypanus sabinus (Atlantic stingray)
Lineage: Eukaryota; Metazoa; Chordata; Chondrichthyes; Myliobatiformes; Dasyatidae
Product: arylsulfatase D-like
Exons: 11
Coding region: 318-2093 (591 amino acids)
Molecular function (GO): arylsulfatase activity
Source: RefSeq, a predicted model, not a curated record